Molecule: messenger RNA, 726 nt
Organism: Helianthus annuus (common sunflower)
Lineage: Eukaryota; Viridiplantae; Streptophyta; Magnoliopsida; Asterales; Asteraceae
Exons: 1
Coding region: 1-726 (241 amino acids)
Source: RefSeq, a predicted model, not a curated record
AUGCAUAUCUACUGGGCGUCGGUAUUUAUUCUUCCUAAACGUAUUAUUCAAGAGCUUGAGGAGAGGAUGCGGAAGUUCUUGUGGUCGCAAGGAAAUAAUAUCAAAGGUAAAGCUAAAGUUAAUUGGAAAUCGGUAUGUAUGCCGAAAACGGAAGGAGGCUUGGGGAUUCGGCGGGUGGUCGACAUGAAUAAUGCUCUAAUGGCUACACAUAUUUGGAGUUUGCUUUCAAAUCGGGAGUCUUUAUGGGUCAAAUGGGUGCACUCUUAUCACAUCCAAGAUCGAAGUUUUUGGGAAAUUCCUGUUAAGAGUAAUAUUUCAUGGAGCUGGCGAAAGUUGUUGAGUCUGAGGCCUCUUAUUCGUGAUUAUGUAUGGACUAAAGUGGGGGAUGGCACAAAAACGUUUGUGUGGUUUGAUAAAUGGGAUAAUAUUUGUCCGAUUAGUAUGUUUAUUACCCCGAGACGUAUAUCCAAUGCCGGUUUUAGAAUGAAUACGAAGCUGGCGGAGGUGUAUAUUCAUGGAGAAUGGAGAUGGCCGAUUGCCUGGAUCAACCAGUUUGCGGUGCUAAACAGCUUGAGAGAUAUGGAGCUAGCCUCAAAUCGACAUGAUGAGCUUGUGUGGAGAUCGAGGUUGGGAGUAGAAUCGGAGUUUAACACGGCUUUAGUUUGGGAUGACAUUAGACAAAGUCAGAAUGAGGUGUCAUGGGCGAACUUGGUGUGGUUUCCGUAG